GCAAAACCAAAGACCAAGCUCAUCUUCUCCAAGUCAUCAUGUUGUCUCUUCAAGCUUCUGUCUCUAUUCCUCUAAUCACCUUUUACUUCUCACUUCUCAACUUUGCCAAUCUAAACGCAGCUUCGGAUUCAAACGCUGGUCUUUGCACUCCUUACCCAUGUAACCAACCGCCUCAACCGCCUUCCUCAUCUUCAGGCUACUCUCCAUACGGUAAUCCUCCUCCACCGCCUUCGCAGUCUUCAUCACCACCCUCACCGCCGCGUUCGCAGUCUCACUGCCCUCCAGUUCCGACGACAGGGUGUUGCAACCAACCACCACCUUCAACGUCUUAUCCUCCUCCGUAUCCUUACUAUUAUACUCCUCCUUAUCCUUACGGUACUCUCGGCGGAGGAGAAACUGGUGGCGGCCAAGGAGGAGGAGGAGCUAGAGGCGGCCAAACCGGAGCAGCUGUGGCUUACUAUUAUUCUUCUUCCGUGCUGGUUUAUGUUUUGAUGCUUGUGCUAUCUUGUGCUUUUGUUGUCUUCUUCUAGGGCAUGCAAUAUAGGGUUAGAUAAAUAUUAGCUCCAUCAAAACUCAAAAGCCACCUUCUGUUAUUAUCUCAAAUUUUUUGUUUUGUACAUUUUCGAAGUAAAUUCGAAUAAAAAACUAAUAUAGUGCAUACUCUCAUCUUUGCCAUACUCAA
Messenger RNA from Eutrema salsugineum, 682 nucleotides. RefSeq names its product extensin. The coding region runs from base 39 to 530 and encodes 163 amino acids. The transcript has a single exon. The record is from RefSeq and is a predicted model, not a curated record. NCBI's taxonomy places the organism in Eukaryota, Viridiplantae, Streptophyta, Magnoliopsida, Brassicales, Brassicaceae.